CUAACCGCGGGGCAUUGUGGGGCGGAGGCGGCCUUUUCUCUGCGUACAGCCGGUCGGGGAAAAUCUUUUCAAGUAAAUAACGUUAACUGGGGGGGGGAGGAGCAGUCCUAGUGCAGCCUGCGACAAAACAACACAUUCCAAAAAAGUGUGUUUCGCGCUGAGCUUUAGCUGUUAAAAAUCGCAUUUUUACACAAACAUGGGACAGGAGGAUCUCAUGAGCACAGCCGAAGACGUGGCGGACCAGUUCCUGAGGAUAACCAAACAGUAUCUGCCCCACCUGGCGCGUCUGUGUCUCAUCAGCACCUUCCUGGAAGAUGGCAUCCGCAUGUGGUUCCAGUGGAAUGAGCAGCGGGACUACAUCGAGGCCACCUGGAGCUGUGGCUACUUCCUGGCUACGUCCUUUGUGCUGCUCAACCUCCUAGGACAGCUGGGUGGUUGCGUCCUCAUCCUUAGUAGAAAUUUUGUACAGUAUGCCUGCUUUGGACUAUUUGGCAUCAUAGCGCUACAGACUGUUGCAUACAGCAUUUUAUGGGACCUCAAGUUUUUGAUGAGAAACCUGGCCCUCGGAGGUGGUCUGCUCCUGCUGCUGGCCGAGUCUCGUUCGGAAGGAAAGAGCAUGUUCGCCGGCGUCCCCUCCAUGGGAGAGAGUUCGCCAAAGCAGUACAUGCAGCUGGGUGGUCGAGUGCUGCUGGUGCUCAUGUUCAUGACUCUGCUGCACUUUGACUCCAACUUCUUCUCUAUCCUGCAGAACAUGGUGGGAACCGCACUCAUCAUCCUGGUGGCCAUCGGCUUCAAAACCAAGCUGGCGGCAUUAACCCUCGUUGUGUGGCUGCUGGCCAUCAACGUCUACUUCAACGCCUUCUGGACCGUCCCCGCCUACAAGCCCAUGCACGACUUCCUCAAGUACGACUUCUUCCAGACCACCUCGGUCAUUGGUGGUCUGCUGUUAGUGGUGGCACUUGGACCUGGCGGAGUGUCCAUGGAUGAGAAAAAGAAAGAGUGGUAGGCCAAGCGAGGUUAAGAUCAGAGGACUGCACAGCACCACUAACUUCCCCCGUCGACUGGGACUCGAAGAGCUCCCGUUCCUCCCACCAGGGUACACGUUAUUUUCUUUUUUUUCUAGUUUCUUUUUUAUUAAUUCAUUAACACCACCUCAUCCAUUUAUGGACUAUUCUUUUUUUUAAUUUUUUUUUUUAUAUAUAUAUAUUUUACGUCAUACAUGCCAGAUUUUUUUUCAUCACAAGAAUACAAAAGCCCUAUUUCAAAGUGCAAGGUUUAUAAAUGAUGCAUAAUUCUUAAAAAAAGGUUCAUUUGUUCUGUUUGCAGAAGGGAUUAAAGUAAUGUAUCGUAUUUUGUGAUUAUCAUGCCAUAAAUUAUAAUAACUCAUAUUUUCAAUCUGGCACUGGCUUGGCUCUGGAUGCUUGUCUUUUUGGAUCUUAGUGUCAGAGACGUACUCUUCAUAUCGAACUUGAGCACUGAUUUGACAGCAGCUCGCCUCGACUCUCCAGGUUACAUUUUCCCAGUUUUUUUUUUCUCCUCAAACUGUAGCCUUUCAAACAUCUUUGCAUCUUCACUCUCAACUGACUUGGGGGUUGGGAGGGGGGGGGUUGGACGGGGUGUACAUUCUGUUCAAAUUGGUGCAUUGCAGUCAUGCUUAAUUGAAAGUUGUUAGCUCCAGGACUUGUUUUUUGCCAUUUUGUACUGUACGUCUUUGGCGAAUGCCUAACUAGUGAACUGUAUGUGAUGGGGGAGGAUGAGCGGGAGGUUCAACGUGAAACAACGUAAUCUGCGAUGUAGAAAAGCAAAGAGGACUUCGCAGAGUCUCUAGAUAUCUGGACUUGCUCAGUGUUUUUCUGCCCUGGGUAAGAAAUAAAUAAAUAAAAAAAAAUAUAUUCAGUGUAUUGAUUUCAAAAGUUUAUAUUGUAUUUUUGAUCACUUGUUUUUUGAUUUUGGAACUUUGUGGCGAAGAAAUAAAAGCUCAAAUAAAAAGUUA
This is a messenger RNA of Gasterosteus aculeatus aculeatus (three-spined stickleback), 1993 nucleotides long. RefSeq names its product surfeit 4 (gene surf4). The record is from RefSeq and is a predicted model, not a curated record. Gene Ontology annotation, cellular component: endoplasmic reticulum-Golgi intermediate compartment; endoplasmic reticulum; membrane. NCBI's taxonomy places the organism in Eukaryota, Metazoa, Chordata, Actinopteri, Perciformes, Gasterosteidae. Gene Ontology annotation, biological process: Golgi organization.